CGCCUCUCACUGAGCCCAGACCUGCCGCAGCCAGAACAAAAGGAUAAGCUUUUCCCAAUCAUCUUGCCGCGGAGCGUAUUAGCCAUACACCCUGACUCCGGAAGCGGCGGUCAGAUAGUCUCUGGUCAGGCAGUGCAGGCAGCACCUUAGCGGAAGAGCGGACCUCCAGGCCGCAGCGAUCCACCCCCGCCCCCCCACCCCACGUGGUUGGAGGUUUCCAGAAGAGUUUACACCACCUCGCAGCGCAGCUCCUUGUAGUCCGAGCGCUUGUUUGCUGCCUGGUACUUCCACCACCAAGCCGCCAUGAUAAGCGCCAGCCGCGCCGCGGCAGCCCGUCUCAUCGGAGCUGCAGCCUCUCGGGGCCCCACGGUCGCCCGCCACCAGGAUGGCUGGAAUGGUCUCAGUCAUGAGACUUUUAGAAUUGUUUCAAGGCGGGACUACGCAUCAGAAGCAAUCAAGGGAGCAGUUGUUGGUAUUGAUUUGGGUACUACGAACUCCUGUGUGGCAGUUAUGGAAGGUAAACAAGCAAAGGUGCUGGAGAAUGCCGAAGGUGCCAGAACCACCCCUUCAGUUGUGGCCUUUACAGCAGAUGGUGAGCGACUUGUUGGCAUGCCAGCCAAGCGACAGGCUGUCACCAACCCAAACAACACAUUAUAUGCCACCAAGCGUCUCAUUGGCCGGCGAUAUGAUGACCCUGAAGUCCAGAAAGACAUUAAAAAUGUUCCCUUUAAAAUUGUCCGUGCCUCCAAUGGCGAUGCCUGGGUUGAAGCUCAUGGAAAACUUUACUCUCCAAGUCAGAUUGGCGCAUUUGUGUUGAUGAAGAUGAAAGAGACUGCAGAAAAUUACUUGGGCCAUACAGCAAAAAAUGCUGUGAUCACAGUCCCAGCUUAUUUCAAUGAUUCUCAAAGACAGGCCACGAAGGAUGCUGGCCAGAUAGCUGGACUAAAUGUGCUUCGGGUGAUCAAUGAACCCACAGCUGCUGCUCUGGCCUAUGGUCUAGACAAAUCGGAAGACAGAGUCAUUGCUGUAUAUGAUUUAGGUGGUGGAACUUUCGAUAUUUCUAUCCUGGAAAUUCAGAAAGGAGUAUUCGAGGUGAAGUCUACCAAUGGAGACACUUUCUUAGGUGGGGAAGACUUUGACCAGGCCUUGCUACAACAUAUUGUGAAGGAGUUCAAAAGAGAGACAGGAGUUGAUUUGACCAAAGACAACAUGGCACUUCAGAGGGUUCGGGAAGCUGCUGAGAAGGCUAAGUGUGAACUCUCCUCAUCUGUGCAGACGGACAUCAACUUGCCAUAUCUUACAAUGGAUGCUUCUGGACCCAAGCAUUUGAAUAUGAAGCUGACCUGGGCUCAGUUUGAGGGGAUUGUUGCUGAUCUAAUCAAGAGGACCAUCGCCCCAUGCCAGAAAGCCAUGCAAGAUGCAGAAGUCAGCAAGAGUGACAUAGGAGAAGUAAUUCUUGUUGGUGGCAUGACUAGAAUGCCCAAGGUUCAGCAGACUGUGCAGGAUCUCUUUGGCCGAUCCCCAAGUAAAGCUGUCAAUCCUGACGAGGCUGUGGCCAUUGGAGCUGCCAUUCAGGGAGGUGUGUUGGCUGGUGAUGUCACAGAUGUGCUGCUCCUGGAUGUCACUCCCCUUUCUCUGGGUAUUGAGACUCUGGGAGGUGUGUUUACCAAACUUAUUAACAGGAACACCACUAUACCAACCAAGAAAAGCCAGGUGUUUUCUACAGCCGCUGAUGGUCAGACUCAAGUGGAGAUUAAAGUGUGUCAGGGUGAGAGAGAGAUGGCUGGAGACAACAAACUUCUUGGACAGUUUACUUUGAUUGGAAUUCCCCCAGCCCCUCGUGGAGUCCCACAGAUUGAAGUUACAUUUGACAUUGAUGCCAAUGGGAUAGUACAUGUUUCUGCCAAAGAUAAGGGUACAGGACGUGAACAGCAGAUUGUGAUCCAGUCUUCUGGUGGGUUAAGCAAAGAUGAUAUUGAAAAUAUGGUUAAAAACGCAGAGAAGUAUGCGGAAGAAGACAGGCGAAAGAAGGAACGAGUUGAAGCGGUUAAUAUGGCUGAAGGAAUCAUUCAUGACACAGAAAGCAAGAUGGAGGAGUUCAAGGACCAACUGCCUGCUGAUGAGUGCAACAAGCUAAAAGAAGAGAUUUCCAAAAUGAGGGAGCUCCUGGCUCGAAAAGAUAGUGAAACUGGAGAAAACAUAAGGCAAGCAGCAUCUUCCCUUCAGCAAGCGUCAUUGAAGCUCUUUGAAAUGGCAUACAAAAAGAUGGCAUCUGAGCGAGAAGGCUCUGGAAGCUCUGGUACUGGGGAACAAAAGGAAGAUCAAAAGGAGGAGAAACAGUAAUAGCAGUAAACUUUGGAGCCAAAAGGACAACAUUAUGACGCUUGGGAAUAAAGGGACUUCCUGAGCAGAAAUGGGCAAAUUUCAGUCUUUACUGUGUUUUUGCAGUAUUCUAUAUAUAAUUUCCUUUAAUAUGUAAAUUUAGUGACUGUUAGCUAAUGAUCAUUUAAUGAGUGUUAAUUCCAACAGUGCAAAGUUCACAAUGUUCUGUCCCUAGCCUAUCAUUUUCCAGCUGCACGUAAAAGGGGGGAAAUGAUUUCUCGAUCAUUAUAAAAACAUUGUUUUGUACUGAAGUAGCCGUGUUUUCAAGGGGUGAAACCAUCUCACAACAAUGAAGGUUGUCAGGAACCUGGAAUGAGACCAUAUUGGGGAUGAGGUACUUCCUGUUAGCUGAGUACUGCUGUACCAGCCUGUGUAUGCAAAUGGAAUUCUUCAACUGAGGCCUUGCAAGGCAAGCCAGCUGUGCCAAGUUCAGAGGUAGACAGGGGAAGCUAGAUCAGUGGAAAACUAAGCUAUUUAUGUUAGGGACAGCUUUUAAAACAAGGUCAUAAGGCUUCCUAAUUUUCCUAAGGCAUACUUUUCUAGCUACCUUCUGGCCUAUGUCUGGCACCUGUAUCCUUGAUUGUUCUUUUUGAUCCGUUCUGGAUUUUUUUAAAAAAUAAAUAUGAAAAGCAUCUUGAUCUCUUGUUUGUGAGGGGUGAGGCUCUGAGAUUUAGCUUUGAGAAUAUAACAUGCACCAUACUUCCCAAUUCCCUGACCUAGAGUCACUCAGGUGAAAUACAGGAUUUUCUAACAUAGGCUAAAAAUACAAAUUCAAGAUUUGGAAGGACUAGUAUAAUGCAAUAAGCAUUGUCACCAAGGAAAAAUGUGGUUUAGAGUUUAGUUUGUUUCUCUUAUAGCCCCAGCUUCUGUUUGGAAUGUUAAAACAGUCUCUAGAUCUCUUCUCUAGCCUAAAAACCAGGGCUGCUACUAUUUUCAGGUCACUUUCAGUUCUAAGUAGCUUAUAUAUGUCUAGCAGUAAAAGCCCUAAGGUAUGAGUUUAGUGACUCACUAAUAUCAGGAACUGAUUCUUCCCAUAUUUCUGCUCUUUAAUCCUCAGCGAGUUUCCUUGUCCCAAAUUCUGAUGUAGUUCUAAUUAUCACAUGCCGACAGCUUCAGAAGCAGAAAGGUGACCGCAUCCUCCUUGUAUCUCACUUAAGUGUUACUUCCCAAAGGUACUCCAGCAGACUUCCCUCAUGUUUCAUGGAUUACUAUCCUACGCCAUGCCUAAAGGAAAUCUGUUAAUCAAGAAUAUGGGCUUGGACCCCAUCAGAUGUAAUGCCUCCUUUUGUUAUAUUUUGUGGUGAUAUCUAGAAAUGAAGUUCGUAUAUAUUUUAAAAAAUCAAUACAGUGCUCUAAUGUGAAGGAGAUUUUACAUUCCUGGAAAAUUGUUUAACUUCUUUAGAGUCAUAUGAAAAAUAAAUUCUAGGCUAAAGUGGGAUCCUUA
Molecule: messenger RNA, 3826 nt
Organism: Hipposideros armiger (great roundleaf bat)
Lineage: Eukaryota; Metazoa; Chordata; Mammalia; Chiroptera; Hipposideridae
Gene: HSPA9
Product: heat shock protein family A (Hsp70) member 9
Exons: 17
Coding region: 304-2343 (679 amino acids)
Biological process (GO): protein folding
Molecular function (GO): ATP binding; ATP-dependent protein folding chaperone
Source: RefSeq, a predicted model, not a curated record